Molecule: messenger RNA, 1318 nt
Organism: Gorilla gorilla gorilla (western lowland gorilla)
Lineage: Eukaryota; Metazoa; Chordata; Mammalia; Primates; Hominidae
Gene: TMCO5A
Product: transmembrane and coiled-coil domains 5A
Exons: 12
Coding region: 221-907 (228 amino acids)
Source: RefSeq, a predicted model, not a curated record
UGACCUCUCAGAAUGUUCUGAGAUUCUAUUGGAUAGUUCCAGUGGAGAAAGAUUAGACUCCUCAGAAGCUAAUUGACUAGGGAAGGAUCAGGAAGACAAGACACACCAAAAGAGGGAGGGAAUCUACAAUGGAAGGACACAAGAAAGAUCAGCUGGAUUAAGUAGUCAUGAUUAUGCAAAGCCAUAUCCAGAGACCAAGGUGUAAAGCAGGUCGGAGAAAAUGGAAAUCUCAAGAUUGGCUCAGUCAAAAAGAAACAUUAUCAGUUUGAACAUGGACCUUGAAAGGGAUAUGCAGAGAAUAGAUGAAGCAAAUCAGAAACUUCUUCUCAAAAUCCAAGAGAGGGAAGAUAAGAUUCAGAGGCUGGAAAGUGAGAUCAUUCAGACGGGGGACCUGGUGGAAGAUGAAGAGUGGGAGAAGGAGAACCGCACCAUGAUGGAAAGGGAAAGAGCCUUGCAGGAGCUGGAGGAAGAAACAGCCAGACUUGAAAGGAAGAAUAAGACUUUGGUCCACAGUAUAACAGAACUUCAACAAAAGCUUACAAGGAAAUCACAAAAGAUAACCAAUUGUGAACAAAGCAGUCCAGAUGGAGCCCUAGAAGAGACAAAGGUUAAGUUACAACAGCUGGAAGCUUCCUAUGCACGCCAAGAGAAGGAGCUGCUCAAGGUAAUGAAGGAGUAUGCAUUUGUGACCCAGCUCUGUGAAGAUCAAGCCCUCUACAUAAAGAAGUACCAGGAAACGUUGAAGAAAAUAGAAGAAGAACUAGAGGCUCUGUUCCUUGAGAGAGAAGUAUCAAAACUCGUGAGCAUGAACCCUGUGGAAAAAGAGCAUACCAGCCAAAAUAAUGAGGGUACUCCUACCCAAAAGACAGCAACAUUAUUCAGUAAAAAAUGGGCCUCCUCCUUCUAGUGGCAAGAUGGCUGCCAACAAUCCAGAUGUCGUACUACCAGAUUAGCAACCUUUGCAGAAUAAAAGUCUUUUCCAACAGGUUCAGCAGUAAAGUCCAGAAAAGGUCAUAAACUGGCCUAUCUGAGGUCAAUUGCCUACCCUGUCCCACAGUCAAUGUGGCCAGAGGGAUGGAGUACUCUGAUUGGUCAAGCUUAUGUCAUAUGUUCAGCCCCUUACUAAGGAUUAAGAGCAGUAAAAGAAGAAGAACAAAGUAAGGGAAUGACCUAAACUAUAUGGAAUGCAUUUCUCCCACUAAAAGGGGCUCAGUGCCUAUGGAAGAGAAAAGGGAUGCUGGACAUGCAAAAGCAGAGGUCUACUUCAUUGCUAAACUCUGUGUCUUCCUAUAAGCAAAAAUUAUAACUUCUAAAGAUA